Messenger RNA from Hemicordylus capensis (graceful crag lizard), 1707 nucleotides. RefSeq names its product small nuclear ribonucleoprotein-associated protein B'-like. The coding region runs from base 262 to 717 and encodes 151 amino acids. The transcript has 7 exons. The record is from RefSeq and is a predicted model, not a curated record. Lineage: Eukaryota; Metazoa; Chordata; Lepidosauria; Squamata; Cordylidae.
UCCGGCGUCCCGGCUGGCGCGUGGGGUGGGGUGGGGUGUCCUGCUCGCGUCCUUCUCCACGUGCAUUUCCUUUCCGCCGCCCCAGCGGGGCGGGGGGAGGAAGUGCUGGCGGGCUGGGCGCCUGGGGGGCGGCUCCCUGCGUUGCCUUGCUGGGGCGCGUCUUGCAAAGAAGAGGCGGAGCCCUUUCGGGCGCCCCCCCCCCGCGCGCUCCUCCGUCCGGGCUGCGAUGUGAAGCGAGGCGAGGUCGGGCUGGGGGGGCCCAUGGAGCGCAUGGAGGUGGAGCCGAGUGCCGGGGGGGGCGCCCUGAGGCGGUCCAACAGCGCCCCACAGCUCCCGGGGCCGGCGGGGACCCCCCCGCUGGAGCAGCUGCCGGGACCCCAGCGGAGCCGCCGGAGCAGUGUCUGCCUGGACAGCGGGCUGGCGGCCGUGGAGGCGAUGGAGACCCUUCCCAAGGACUUGACCCCCGCAAGCAGCAGGGCGCCCCCAGUCGGCCUCCAAAGCAACAGUCCCUACCUGGGCACCAUCCAUGGGCUCCCCACCUGCCACAGUGCUGGGACCCCCAACUCCUGCUGGUACCUCCACAGGGCCCCCGGCUCUGGAAGCAGAAGAAGCCCCCCCAGGCUGGAAACCCUUAAGAGGAAAGGAGGCCUGGACAUUGACUCUCCCCCCAAGAAGCUGUUCGUGGCUGGGGUCCCCAUAACACCCCCUGCCCCAUAGCUGCCCUCCCUCCAGCCCUACAGGGAGCAGCAAGAGGUUCUGCUGAAUGUUUGGAAGGAGAGGGGCCGUGCCCCACGGCUGCCUGGAUGUCCUCCCUGCUACGCUGGACUCCUCCCUGUGCCCGGAGGCUCAAGGGGGGGCUCCAUGUUCCUGGAAGGAGCCCCCCAGCUGGCUGCCAAGGGCUGUUGCAGGAGGGGAGCUGUGCCGGAGGGGGCUCUGCUUGGGACCCUGCCGCUCCUCCAGGGCUUUCUCCCACAUGACAGGAGGCAUGCGCAGCCCCCUGGGGACCCCCCCCCCGCAGCCCCCAGAGGCCAGGACUCUCCCCGCUGGAAGCUGCCCUGGACCCUCUGCAAGAGCAAAGACUAGCUUGAGGCAUUUCUCAAUUGUGGGGGUGGAUGGUAUUCGCUCCCCCUCCCUCGCAGGGCCCACCUGGGGCAUUCUCCAGCUGCUGGAAGCCUAGGUGCUCCAGCCCCACAGAUCACGACAUGAGCACCCGUGAAGGGGCCGCUCCGAGGGGCGCAGAGGAUCCAGGUGACAAAUGGGGGGCCGUGUGUGAGAGGCCUCCCCAAGGAGGAGUGGCCGUGGUGCUUCUGAGUGGCUCCUCCUCCUGCGUCCCACCACCAGACCCCAACCGAGAUGGGGAGAAGCACCGAGUUGCUGCUGAUAGAGUUCCUUUUACCCCACUCUUGGGACGCGCACCCCCCCCCACACACACACACCCCGUUUGUACCCCAAGACUGCCGCCUAACUGCUUGUCACUCCCUGUUCCCCACCUCAUAUUUUAUUGAGGGGGGGUUGCAGGAUUAUUUUUGUAUGAUGUAUAAUUUGUACAUAUCUAUCCAUGCCUCUCACUCUCUCUCUCUCUCUCUCGGGUGGGAGCAAAGAGCACCUCACUGGAGGGCGUUGCUGGGGGGGGGGCUCCCUCCCUCCCUCCCUCCGGCGCCAACUGCAGUUCUGUACCACGCGGACAAUAAAGCCCUGCCCACCCCA